Messenger RNA from Didymodactylos carnosus, 789 nucleotides. The record is from the annotation of a GenBank genome assembly. NCBI's taxonomy places the organism in Eukaryota, Metazoa, Rotifera, Eurotatoria, Philodinida, Philodinidae.
AUGAAAAAAAAGAAAAUGACCCAUGAAAAGGAAAUACCAUCUGCAACGGUAUACGAUGUUAGAGAAGAACGAUUUUGUUAUCCAGAAAAAUCACAUGCAAAAUCAUUUAAGGAUGGAAAAGAUUGGGGAUCUGAUUUCAUUAAUGAAUGGUGUCUCGACUAUCACGAAUUGGUCAGUGACGACCGUUACUCGGAAAUUGUUGAACAGGCUGCUAACGGUAUUUUAUGUGAGGGUAAAUUAUUAAACCAAGAAUUCAAUGCACAACAACUGGCUGAUCGUCUCAUGGAAGUGAAAAAUAACAAGUGUAAAGAGAUUCGAGAAUGUGCUGCGCGUCUGUACUCAGCAGAAUCAUUUCUGUACAAACUGAUUAAUACAGUUUUGAGAGCGGAUGACAAAAGUAAAGUUGACACAUUAGGUGCGUAUUGUUACCUGUUAGAUGAUUAUUUAAUGAAUUCAAAUGAUCACGGAGAGUUAACUGUUUAUCGUGGCUGUACACUGACAGAUGAAAUGAUUGCAGAGUAUAAACACUUUGUUGGCAAAUGGAUUAGUUGGCUAGCAUUUACAUCGACAACUAAAGCUCCUCAAGUUGCUGAAAUGUUCAGUAGGAAUACACUCUUUAUUAUACAUAUUAGAGACACAUCACAAUGCUAUAAAUGUGAUAUAUCAUCUCUAUCACAAUUUACACAUGAGCAGGAAGUCCUCUUAACUGCUGCACAUUACUUUUAUGUGACUAAAAUCAAACGUGACCGACAAAGUCAAAAGUAUUUAAUAUAUCUAACCUCACUUUAG